Molecule: messenger RNA, 4278 nt
Organism: Pantherophis guttatus
Lineage: Eukaryota; Metazoa; Chordata; Lepidosauria; Squamata; Colubridae
Gene: CREB3L2
Product: cAMP responsive element binding protein 3 like 2
Biological process (GO): regulation of transcription by RNA polymerase II
Molecular function (GO): DNA-binding transcription factor activity, RNA polymerase II-specific; cAMP response element binding
Source: RefSeq, a predicted model, not a curated record
CUCUGUUGUCACUGUGAAGUCGAAAGCGGUUGAGGGGAGGGUUAGUCGCGCGUUUGCGCUCCGCGAGACCGCCUGUCUGUGGUGGUUUCUCCUCAUAGGAAAACAGCGACGCUUUUAACCUUUCGAAUGCUAUAGUGUUGUGGCGGUGUUUCCUUGGAAGUUUUUGAGUCUCCUUUUAAGCGGAGUAGCUCAUUCCUGGGAGAGAAGGGAGCCGUGUGUGUGUGUGUGUAUAUGUGAGGGGUUUUGCCUGGGUUUCUUGCUUAAGUGGAAGCCGCUCCUAAAUGACGCUCCACCUUAUGGAACAAGGCUGCUUCCCAGGACGGUGUUAAAAGGGCGGCUGAGAGGGUUCCGACAUCUGUUCCCUUCCUUUGUGUGUCCCCCCCCACACGCGGUUUUUGGUUUUUUUUGCUCGGCCCCCGACUGACUAUGGAGGUGCUGGAAAGUGGGGAGCAGAACCUGUUCCAGUGGGAUCGAAAGUUGAGUGAGCUGUCGGAACCGGUGGACUCCGAGGCCCUCCUCUACAACACGCCCUUCACAGAACUCCUUGAUGACUUUUCCCAAGAUGUUUUGGGGCAGCUGUUGAACGAUCCCUUCCUGUCUGAGAAAAAUGAGAUGAUGGAAGUGGAGUUAUCGCCAGUUUCCCCAGCUCCCCUCAUCCAGGCAGAGCAUAGCUAUUCCCUUUGUGGGGACUCUCGGCCCCAGUCGCCAUUGACCCAUAUUUCAGCUGAUGACAAUUUCAAUGAAGCUGACUUGGAAAAUGAAGACUGGUGCCUGGGAUCAGAGCUGACGUCAGCCAACAUAAAGACAGAACCAGCAGUGACUGAAGCAUCCGGCCUUGCUCCAUCAGGCAGUCUUACUGCUUCGCCCAACCCCACCAUCCUGGAAGGGGAAGAGCCACCGAUGCAGGAUGACAGCCCAACUAAAUCAGAGAGUCACAACGUUCUUCCUGAAAUUAAACUGGAGCCACAUGAAGUGGAUCAGUUUUUGAACCUUUCAUCCAAGGAAGUGGUGGAUACUCUACACAUGCCUCCAACACCCCCCAGCAGCCAUGGCAGUGAUUCUGAGGGUGGACAAAGUCCAACCCGGUCCCUUCCACCAUCAAGUCCCACCCAUUUGCAGGCCACUGUUAAAGUGACUUCACGCACAGCUUCCGCCCUUACCAAUUCACCUCUCUUAACAGCACCACAUAAACUUCAGGGCACAGGUCCCCUAAUCUUGACAGAGGAAGAGAAGAGAACUUUGAUAGCAGAAGGCUAUCCCAUCCCUACAAAACUUCCCCUCACCAAAGCAGAAGAGAAAGCAUUGAAGAAAAUCCGUAGAAAGAUCAAGAACAAGAUUUCUGCCCAAGAAAGCAGACGGAAAAAGAAAGAAUACAUGGACAGCCUGGAAAAGAGGGUUGAGACCUGCUCAACUGAGAACAGUGAGCUUCGCAAGAAAGUGGAAGUUCUGGAGAAUACAAACAGAACACUCCUGCAGCAAUUACAGAGGCUCCAAACCAUGGUAGCUGGCAAAGUGUCACGGUCCUGUAAAGCUGCUAGUACACAAACAGGGACAUGUCUCAUGGCUGUAGUAUUAUGCUUUGCAAUUAUUUUGGGCAGCUUUUCUCAGAGUUUUGGGCCUCAUUCCUCCAUCACAAAAGCUGUGCUGCCAACCCAACAUUCUACACCAGAGUCAUACACAGCAUCAAUAGUGAGAUCAAGGAGCCUCUUGACUUACGAGGGGCCUUAUCCACUGGAGGAACAGCCCUUGUCCGAUCACAUCAAUGGCUGGGACAGGCACCUGGAUGCCUCCAAAGCCCUGUCUUUGGAACCCAUGUCCAAGUCACGACCCAGUCAGGUUACAGAGAUCACAAUAGCCAAUGAGACAAGGCUAGAAAAGUCACUGCUGGUGGGGCUGCAGCAGCACAGAAUCAGUUCGGAGCUGGAUGCAAAUGAAACACUAAAGAUCGUUGAAAUUGACAGAAGAGUCAAUGCUACAUCAUAGGAGAAAGGAACAUUUCCCCCCUUACAUCUUUAUUUUUGUUCCAAACAAAAGAUCAGAAGGACUUCUCAUUGUCAGUAAAUCUCAGUGGCGAGAAUGGACGAUGUGUUUGAUUUCUUUAAUAUGAGAAAAUGGCUUUGGUUGACUCCAAAAAUCCUAUUUUUUCACCUGUUAGUUUGCCAUUUCGCUCCUACAUCCAGGAUGAUGAUGUUGAUGUGGAAAUAUUAUAAAGGCAGACCUUUUGAAUUAUUUUCUUGCCCUGAUUUUUUUUUAAAUAGUAACUGUCAUGCCUGAUUUCUACCAUAAUAUUCAUAGUGGGAAGAACUACGUUGAUACUAUUUUGAUGAGCCACCGAUGGUAAGGUGUUGCCUUCAAUGAAAAUCUCCUCUGGAGCUUCCAUAAUCAUGGCGAAACAGAAGCAUAAUCAACUUUUUUCCUAUCUUCUCUUGAAGAAUUGGACUGUAGACAUGUUCUCAGUGGACAAGAAUGGUUAGUUCUGGCAAAACACUUAGGUUUCGCUAGACUCAGAGGUUUCAUAAUUCCUUUCCUCCCAUGGUGACAUCUCUGUAAAAACUGAAAAGGCUUGGAGUCAUCUUUCAGUACAUUGGCUUAAUUUUUCCCAAUCUGAUGACUUCUUGCUGUGUUGUAACUACAACUCCCCAAAUGCCCACGAAGCUUAGUUGUAGAGAAUGUAUACCAGAUUCUCAUGUGGAUAUGAGAAUCUGGUUGCUUAUAUUCCUCUAUAUCUUAUACUCUUCUGUAUCUUUCUGUUGUAAAUAGUAUUUAUUAGGGUUUUUUUUCCUUUGAUCCAAGCUGGAAUGGCAAGUCAAGGUUAUAAGUUCUUUCAAAUGAUCUUAGUGGACUUUGAAAAGCUUCCAAAACAUUUUUUAGACUCCAGGCAUUAAACCUUUAAAAGUUUAAUCUAAAUAAGAUUUUUUUCCUUCCUAACGUGUUAUUUUUGUCCUGUCUGUUGUUCUUGUUUUUAAAUAAGCUUUUGGCUGUGAAACCAGCAAAAAUUCCAGUCUCAGCAAUCUCAAUUUCUAUAAUCUUAAAUGAUCAGAACUUUUGAGAAGGAAUUAUUAGUAUCAGUAUGUUAAAACAGCACCUCCUCUAUAAAAUACAGUUGCAUGGGACCCUUCAUUAAACGAUUACUUAUAUGCUUAGAGUUAACAAAAUAAUUUCUCCAAAUCACUUUGUAGUGGGGGAUUUUCAAAUAUCAAACUUGGGUAACAAUGUUUAUUUUAAGGCACUGUAUUAUUCAUUAUGUGAUCAUUGAUUCCAGAUGCCUGUAGCUAAUAGAUUUUGUAUAGCUAGUGGGUGGGCUCUAAAAUAAGAGAAUGUUAUUUUAAACUGUCUAUUUAUGGAAAUCAAUUAUGGGGUUGUGAUGCUCUUAAUAAUUGAGUAGUAGGUAGACAGUGUAUUUCUUUUGCUAUGUAUAUGCUCUGAUUGUAUUCACUGUUUUUUAUUAUUAUGUAAAGUAUUUUAACUAGUUAAUGUUUCUGUAUGGGAUGUUGACCAAUGCAAAUUGGUAGCUUUCCCAUUCUAUAAGAAUCUGACAAUUUGCUUCUCCUUUUUCUUCUAAUCCUAGAAACAUUCAGUUCAUGAUUUAUAAAUCUGGGUUGAAUGUCAAAUUUUAAAUGUCUUUCAAGAAAUAUCUGAGAAUAGGAAUCCCCCUCCCCCAAACAAACUUUCAAUUUUGAGGAGUGGGUGCUAUCUAUUCACAGUUUGGCUGUCAAUAAAAUGAAUGACUAAUAUUAAUUGCCAGUCGUGGCUGGCUUCUAUGAAAUUAAGUUCUCAAAUGCCAGGCGGCCAUUGUGCAGUCCUCCUCCUCCCAGUAUAAAAAUGUAUCUUCAGCAUCUUCUCUCUCACUUUGUGACAAAAACAAUUCUUCCGUAAUUGCUAAUUGAAAUGAAACUGCUUUUUUUAUAUUGUUAUUUUGAAGGUGUACUUCAACCCGGGUACUCCAGCUGGUCAUGUUGAUUUGUUAGCCUGUUCCACUCACUCUCAAUAGCCUUGUACCUGAGCCUUGUAAAUCUGAAUCCCACACUUCAGAGCCCAGACUUGUUGGUUCUCAUGCAGUAGAACAUUUUUUCCCCUCCCAUAAAGAAUAUGAGCUCUUGCAAGACUUUUAUCAACCAGCUUUAUAUAUGUUUAAACUGCCUAAGAAGACACAAUUUAAAAAAAACCCUGAAAGAUAAAAGAUGCUGGUUUAUAUUGAAAACGUGUAACAUGUUAUUAGGGAACCUUCCCUUAUUCAUAAACACAGUUGUUGCAAAAUAAACAUCCUUCUGACAUCAA